AUAGAUCUAAAUAUUAUUUUGAUAAAUAUUUCUUUAUUAUUAUUUUUUUAUUUUACAUAUAUUGAUUAAUAAAUCAUUUUUACAAUAUUUUAUAUUUAUAUUUAUUUAAAAAUGCUAUUGAUAACAUUUAUAGUUUAUUCUUAUUUUUUAUAUCUUCAAAAUAUUUUUUAUUUAUUUAAUUUUUUUAUUUAUA
Ichthyophthirius multifiliis is the source of this 193-nucleotide messenger RNA. RefSeq lists its product as hypothetical. Lineage: Eukaryota; Ciliophora; Oligohymenophorea; Hymenostomatida. The record is from RefSeq and is a predicted model, not a curated record. The annotation marks the transcript as partial. The transcript has a single exon.